Messenger RNA from Dentiscutata heterogama, 669 nucleotides. The record is from the annotation of a GenBank genome assembly. Lineage: Eukaryota; Fungi; Glomeromycota; Glomeromycetes; Diversisporales; Gigasporaceae.
AUGUCUAAUUUCAAAAAUAAUGACAAACAACAGCAAAGCAAAAUUACUUCAUUUGGUUUCACAACACAAGUAUCUAAACAAAAAGAAGCAUUACAUAAUGAAAGUGAAAGCUUAUUCAGCAAAGAUUUUGAUUUUGAUGAUACUGAUGAUAAUAUUACUAUUAGUGAAGUUUCUGAUAUCUCAUGGCAUAUAUCACAUAAUGUACCUGUUUUUCAUUAUUUGGGUAUUAUUAAACUUCAAAGUGCUUCAUCAAAUGCAAUUCUUGAAGACUUAGACCAAUUUAUUAUUGCUAAACAUUUACCACUUGAAAAACUUUACCAUGUUGGAAGUGAUAGUGUGAGUGUAAACUUAGUAAUUAGUACAUUAUUGGAAGACUCAUAUAAAGGCCAAAAAACUGUACAAUGGCUUUAUGAAAGUAUUGAUCAAGAUUUUUUAAUUGCAACUCAUUUUCUGGCUAAUAUACUUUUACAACUUUGUCACCUUUCUUUAGUUUUUCAAGCUAAUUAUGUUUUAGUUUUAGAAGUAACUAUGCAAGUAGAUGCAAUUAUUGAGUCUAUAACAACUGAUUUUAUUGGUACAACAAAUAUUCAACCUACAUUUGGAACUAUACUAUUACGAUUUAUUAACCAAAAUAGCAUUUCACCUAAUAACCUUCCAUUAUUUGUGUGA